This is a messenger RNA of Ctenopharyngodon idella (grass carp), 3997 nucleotides long. It is a transcript of the gene gtpbp1, whose product is annotated as GTP binding protein 1. Lineage: Eukaryota; Metazoa; Chordata; Actinopteri; Cypriniformes; Xenocyprididae. Bases 281 to 2296 code for a protein of 671 amino acids. Gene Ontology annotation, molecular function: GTPase activity; translation elongation factor activity; GTP binding. The record is from RefSeq and is a predicted model, not a curated record. Gene Ontology annotation, biological process: translational elongation. The transcript is spliced from 13 exons.
ACACAUGACUCAUUUUCUAAACAUUUUUAAACUAAGACUUAAACGUGCACAGUCACGGGAUUGUCAGAUUUUAGUGUGCGUUAUUAUCAGCUUGGCGUGUUAUUGUGAUACCAGUAAUAUGUAGCGAUACUUGUUUAUCUCGACGCAGCAGGUUUUAGCCUAGUGGUGAGCGGCGUUACGGUCUGAAUGUGUUUGUGCUGCAUCAGCUCGCAAUUGUUCCCCCAAAAGCUGUAUUGUUUUAUAGUUUUUUAGCUUAAUUUUAAAAAUUGCUGCCCGAGAGAUGGCAUCGUUAACGACGACGGAUCCAGUUUUUAACCCCGGGGCCAUAGGGUUGCCAGAGUCUGUAGUCCCUGCUUGCAUGUUUGCUCCUGGCCGGGGAUGCGGCGAUGAUGACGGGGCAGAGUGCUUCGAGGACGGGGAGAUUUUCAACGGCGAGACCGUGGAUCUCGGAAUAGACUUCUCCAGCAAGCUAGCCCUGGUCAGUCCCAAUGGAGAACAGUAUGACUUGUUACUACGGCAACUACGUGAGAGGAUGGACGAGGGCUGCGGGGAGACCAUCUAUGUCUUGGGGGUGGGUUCAGAUGGAGGAGACUAUGGUUUGAAUGACAGUGAUAUGCAGGCGUCUGUGGCUACAGUAAGGUCCAUGUGUGAGCAGAUCGAGGCGGACCUCAUCCUGUUGAGGGAGCGUACUGAGGCUGGUGGCCAGGUCAGAGAUUACCUUAUUCGCCGCCAGGUGGGAGAAGCCGACUUCUUGGAGGUUAGGGUGGCUGUAGUGGGGAAUGUGGAUGCCGGUAAAAGCACUCUGCUAGGGGUGCUGACUCAUGGAGAGUUGGAUAAUGGCCGUGGCUUUGCGCGACAGAAGCUCUUCAGGCACAAGCACGAAAUGGAGAGUGGGCGCACCAGCAGCGUGGGUAACGACAUCCUGGGAUUUGAUCAAGAGGGCCAGGUAGUCAACAAACCCGACAGUCACGGAGGCAGCCUGGAUUGGACCAAGAUCUGUGAGAAGUCUUCUAAAGUCAUUACCUUUAUUGACCUUGCUGGCCAUGAGAAGUACCUGAAGACAACUGUGUUUGGAAUGACCGGUCAUCUGCCUGAUUUCUGCAUGCUGAUGAUUGGAAGUAAUGCAGGAAUUGUUGGCAUGACCAAAGAGCACCUGGGUUUGGCAUUAGCUCUCAAUGUUCCUGUUUUUGUGGUGGUUACUAAGAUUGACAUGUGUCCAGCUAAUAUUCUUCAAGAGACCUUGAAGCUCCUGCAGAAGAUAUUAAAGUCUCCAGGCUGCAGGAAGAUCCCUGUCCUAGUCCAGAACAAAGAUGAUGUCAUCGUCACAGCAUCCAACUUCAGUUCUGAGAGAAUAUGUCCGAUCUUCCAGAUCUCUAACGUCACAGGAGAGAACAUGGACCUAUUGAAGAUGUUCCUGAACCUGCUCUCCUCCAGAAGCUCAUUCAAAGACCACGAGCCUGCCGAGUUCCAGAUAGAUGACACCUAUUCAGUACCAGGUGUAGGAACGGUAGUAUCUGGGACCACGUUACGAGGGCUGAUUCGACUCAAUGACACUUUGCUUCUUGGACCAGACCCCUUGGGCGCUUUCCUCUCCAUCACUGUCAAAUCCAUUCAUCGCAAGAGGAUGCCUGUGAAAGAGGUCCGCGGUGGACAAACAGCCUCUUUUGCUCUGAAAAAGAUCAAGCGCUCCUCAAUAAGGAAGGGAAUGGUCAUGGUGUCACCAAGAUUAAACCCACAGGCAUACUGGGAGUUUGAGGCCGAGAUACUAGUUUUGCAUCACCCGACGACCAUCUCGCCAAGAUAUCAAGCCAUGGUGCACUGCGGUAGCAUCAGGCAAACAGCUACUAUCCUGUCUAUGACCAGAGACUGCUUGCGCACAGGAGACAAAGCUACCGUACACUUCCGCUUCAUUAAAACCCCAGAGUACCUGCACAUAGACCAGAGGCUUGUCUUCAGAGAGGGAAGAACCAAAGCUGUGGGCACCAUCACCAAGUUGCUCCUGUCAACAAAUAAUCAGCCGUCAAACUCCAAACCUCCGCAGAUCAAGAUGCAGUCAACAAAGAAAGCCCCGGCUAGAAGAGAGGAUGGAGCGGCCCCACCCAGUGAGGAGACUGCUAGCACAGGAUCGCCAGCCGCUCAACAAAACAUACCGCAACAGACAGAAAUGGAGGAAGACCCUCAAAACAAAGAGAACAAGCCAAAGUCUGGAGGCAGAAGACGAGGAGGUCAGCGGCACAAAGGCAAACCUCAGAACAACUCCACAGUGACCCUUGCUGGUGCGGUCGGGGGCUGCUAAACUCGCCCCUUUUCAAGAGUCCAGUACACCCUCCGUGUUUUACUCAUGCCUUUUACCUGCCCACAUGGACCAUACCACUUUGAUGACAAAGCUUAAGGAGUUCACAGAACCAACAUGCACAUUGUUUUGUGAAUUUUAACUUAUUAUAAGAUGUGCGUGUUUGUAGACUGUAUAUACCGUAGAUAUUGAGACUAUAGGACAGACAUACUGCAUGGUGGUUCUGUUUUGGCUGUAAAUGUCAACUUGAGAAGGAUAAACUUUAAGUCUGUUUCUUCUUGCUGAACAUGACAUCAUGUACUUGCUCAGUGACUGUCAUUCCUAUCACAUUUUUAAGAUAAUCCCAUUGGAAACUCUUCAUUAUGUAGCAAACUGUUUUAAAGGGACUAUUAACAAGCCUUGUCACACAACCACAUUUAGUUUGAAUUAGCAUUAUUGUUAUUGUGGACCACGACGAUAAGAGAUGCUUUUGGAACAUGUUAUGAGCUGAAUUCACUGGCGGCUUUAAAGCGUUAGUUCACCCAAAAAUGAAAAUAAUGUCUUUUAAUUACUCACUCUCAUGUCGUUCUACACCCAUAAGACCUUCGUUCAUCUUCGGAACACAAAUUAAGAUAUUUUUGAUUAAAUCCGUUGGCUCAGUGAGGCCUCCAUUGACAGGCACGGUACUUCCUCUCUCAAGAUCCAUAAAGGUACUUAAAACAUUUAAAUCAGUUCAUGUGAGUUCAGUGGUUCUACCUUAAUAUUAUAAAGUAUCAGUGGUUCGGAGCACCAAAGUCAUGUGAUUUCAGCAGUUUGGUGGUUUGACAUGCGAAUUAGUGAUUCGGAUCACGUGUCAAACCACCAAACUGCUGAAAUCAAGUGACUUUGUCGCUCCGAACCACUGAUUCGAUUCAUAAAGCUCCAAAGCAUCAUGAAGCAGUGUUUUGAAAUCGGCCAUCAUUAGAUAUUGUUAAAAAGUUAUUUUGUUUUUUUUGGCGCACAAAAAAUAUUCUCAUCGCUUUAUAAUAUUAAGGUUGAACCACUGUAGUCUCAUGAACUGAUUUAAAUAUGUUUUUAGUAGCUUUCUGGAUCUUGAGAGGUUCAGUGGCUUUGCUCUCAAUAGAGGCCUCACUGAGCCAUCAGAUUUCAUCAAAAAUAUCUUAAUUUGUAUUCUGAAGAUGAAAGAAGGUCUUACGGGUGUAGAACGACAUGAGGGUGAGUAAUAAAUGACAUAAUUUUCAUUUUUGGGUGAACUAACCCUUUAAGACACUGUGACUUGCAAAGUUUUUUGGCAGCUAGUUUAGUGUGAAAUGCGAAUUGGCAAUUAAAUGUACUUCAAAAUCUAAUAACACUCAUUGCUAAUUUUUACCUCAUAUUUCAGUCUAUUAACAGUUUCCCAAAUCCUUGGUCAACCUUGUGUUAUCAGGCCUGACAGACUUUGCUCAGGUUCUUGGAGCAUAUUAAAAUUGUCAAAUAAGAUAUUUUCAGAUUACCCAGUGAAAGGGGGUGAAAAACAGAAUGUUGAUCUUAAGUUUCAAAAUGUUGUGUAAUAGUUCACCAUGGGGAAACAUUGCAAAACAGUGCCAUUUGUUCUUGGAUAAGAAAAAAAAUGUUUUUUAUGAAUUAACCAGUUCCCCCCCCAAUAUGACACCUGGACCAUUCUCUGCGUUUACAUGUGAAACUUUCCACAACCAAUAUCCAAAUAAACUGAUGUUGACAAUUUCA